CAACAACCCCCCCACGACAACGAGCAGGAUCGAUUUCUCUCUAGUCGGCACAGCUCCUUCAAUAUGGCUGAUUCCCAGGUCACCUUGCGCACGCGCAAGUUCAUCCGAAACCCUCUCCUCGGUCGUCGCCAGAUGGUUGUCGACGUCCUACACCCUAACCGCCCGAACGUUUCCAAGGACGAACUCCGCGGCAAGCUCGGCGAGCUCUACAAGGCUAAGAAGGACGAUGUCUCCGUCUUCGGUUUCCGGACGCACUACGGUGGCGGCAAGAGCACCGGCUUCGCCCUCAUCUACGACAGCCCCGAGGCGAUGAAGAAGUUCGAGCCCCACUACAGGCUCGUGCGGUACGGCAUGGCGAGCAAGAUCGAGAAGGCGAGCAGGCAGCAGCGCAAGCAACGAAAGAACAGGUCGAAGGAGUUCCGAGGUACUGCCAAGACCAAGGGCGGCGCGAAGAAGGACAAGAAAUAAGCGGGUGCACUAUGUCGGUGACGGUCGGGAUGGAGUCGUUUCUCUAGUUCGGGUGGUUCACCACGGACAUGGAGUUGCACGGGGCAUUAUCAUCGUGUACAGUUACGACGAAUGCCUGAAAAACUCUUGCGCAUGGGCCGGGCAAGAUGGAUGGCGUUUGAGAUCUACCUCUACCUGUGUCUGCUAACAACCAUCAAUGCAUAUCAUGGGCCUUUCGGUUGCCAUUGGUUCGCGCUACCUACGGGAUGUCUCUCACCACCCGCAGCAGCAUGCUGGUCGAGGACACUUCGAAGGCCGGAUAGAUUACGGCAUCGCCUAUCCUGAGGCCACAUGGCUCCAGUUUCGACUGUGUGAUAUGCAUCGGCCUCUUGAUGCAGCUAAGCCAUAUGUAAUCGUCGAGGAGAUACUCCGCCACCAACACACAUCAGCAUCGCCACAGCUCGUCUUGCUCUGACACGUUUCA
This is a messenger RNA of Trematosphaeria pertusa, 931 nucleotides long. RefSeq lists its product as uncharacterized. Gene Ontology annotation, molecular function: structural constituent of ribosome. Gene Ontology annotation, biological process: translation. Lineage: Eukaryota; Fungi; Ascomycota; Dothideomycetes; Pleosporales; Trematosphaeriaceae. Bases 64 to 468 code for a protein of 134 amino acids. Gene Ontology annotation, cellular component: ribosome. The record is from RefSeq and is a predicted model, not a curated record. The transcript has 4 exons.